Molecule: messenger RNA, 723 nt
Organism: Mycena indigotica
Lineage: Eukaryota; Fungi; Basidiomycota; Agaricomycetes; Agaricales; Mycenaceae
Exons: 12
Coding region: 1-723 (240 amino acids)
Source: RefSeq, a predicted model, not a curated record
AUGAGAGUGUCAAUAUGGACCCUCAGGACCAUUUUAUUUCCAGAAAUGAAAGCCACACUCGCGCUCCUCGUUGUUCUCGCCGUCGGAGUCGCUAAUACAUCUGCUCUAGCUAUCGACAAACGGAAUGUGCUCCCAUUCAACGUCUAUCCUACACCUGCCCUCACAGCUGCAAUCGAACUGAGUAAACGCGCAGUUGAACCUCCUUUCAACAUUUAUCCUACCCAUGCCCCCGAGGCCGCCGAGGGUGUGAAGGAACGCAGCGGAGUCCUCCCUUUCAAUAUAUAUCCGUCUCUUGCUCCCGAAGAGGCUCCCGAUGUCGAGGAACGCGGCAACGUUGGGUUAGCCCCCGAGGCAACUCCCCACGGCGAAGUUAACAUCCUCCCAUUCAAUGUUUAUCCGACGCUUGCCCCUGAGACAACUCCUCGCGUCGAAGAACGUGGCAACGUUGGGAUAGCCCCUAAAGCAGCUCCCCACGACGAAGUUAACAUCCUCCCAUUCAAUGUCUAUCCGACGCUUGCCCCUGAGACAACCCCUCGCGUCGCAGGACGCGGCAACAUUGGCAUUCUUCCGUUCAACGUCUACCCAACUCUCGCUCCGGAGGCUACUCCGGACCUUGAAGAACGCUGCCUUCCGUUCAAUAUCUAUCCUACGCUUGCACCCGAGGCCACUCCAGUCGGCGAUAAACGCGCCCCUACGCUCGUUCGCAAAGCGCAGGGAUGUUAA